AUGAAAAGAAAAGAUAUUAAUACUUUACAAUUAGUAUAUGAGAAUGAAGAAGUAUUACCUUUUAAAACAAAUACAUGGUUACGUUUAAAAAAAUUAGUUUUAUCAGAAGAUAAAAGUUUAGAAACAGUGAAUGAUAUUUUAUCUAUUAUACAAUCUAUAAAAUCUCGUGAUGUUUACAAAGGAAGAUUGGCACUUGAUGCAACAUAUGAAAUAUUUCUAGCGUAUAAAAAUAUUUUAAAAACAAACAAUUAUUUAAUUAAUGAUAUAGAAUCAUUGGUGAGAUCUCUUGGUGUCUCAAUAAAUAGAGUUAUCGUUCAUCUUCAAGAAAUAGAAAGUGGUUUAACGGAUAAAUCUCCAAAAACUAUACGAUCUACAUUAAGAUAUUUUAAAGCUGAUCUUAAUAUAGCUGAUAUUAGGAAUGAUUUUACCCAUGGUGAUAUUCCAAAUAUGUUUAUAUUGAAAGAAGCUGUAGAUGAGUUGUUUCGUAUAAUUAUUAAAAAUUAUUGGGAAAAAUUUGAUGGAGAUAUUCGAUGGCCAGAAGAAGAUUUUUCUCGUAAAGAUGAAAUAAUAGAUGGAGAACCAUUAAGUUAUCAAGCAUUUAGAAAAUUGGGAUACGCAAAAUUUCUAGCUUCAGCUAUUGAAGAGGAUUGUAAACUUUUUAUAACAUCCCUUUUGUCAACUGAUUGUUUAAUUACUUAUAAUAGCAUGUAUGAAGAUUUAUUAGAUUUUACCUACAAUCCACCAUUAUAUUGUAUUGUUUCAAUGAGAUAUAUAUUUCAGUUAAUUUGUGAAAACGGGGAUAUUUUUAAUUUAGCUAUAUUUGCUGCUGAAAUGGCUUAUGAUGACAAAAAUAAAAAGCACAUAAAAGCACAGUAUAAAUAUUGGACAGGAUGGUUAAUUAGAAAAAUUGCUACAGAAAAAAUAGUAGAUGAAUGGGAAAUAAAAGAGUUAAAGAAGUGGUCUGCUAUUUUAAAAUUGAAGAUUUGUAUUGAAACAAUAAAUAAGAAUUAUAAUUUUAUAGAUGAUAAUUUUGAAAAUAAGUAUAGUAAUUAUCCUGAUUUAAGUGAUCAAACAAGUGAUGAUGAUUGUGUAAAAAUAUCGUAUAGUUCUGGACCAUGGGGUGUAUGA
Strongyloides ratti is the source of this 1128-nucleotide messenger RNA. Its product is annotated as Las1-like family-containing protein. The transcript is spliced from 4 exons. NCBI's taxonomy places the organism in Eukaryota, Metazoa, Nematoda, Chromadorea, Rhabditida, Strongyloididae. Gene Ontology annotation, biological process: rRNA processing. The record is from RefSeq and is a predicted model, not a curated record. Bases 1 to 1128 code for a protein of 375 amino acids. Gene Ontology annotation, molecular function: endonuclease activity. Gene Ontology annotation, cellular component: Las1 complex.